Sinocyclocheilus anshuiensis is the source of this 6118-nucleotide messenger RNA. RefSeq names its product dedicator of cytokinesis protein 7-like. Lineage: Eukaryota; Metazoa; Chordata; Actinopteri; Cypriniformes; Cyprinidae. Gene Ontology annotation, biological process: axonogenesis; positive regulation of GTPase activity; small GTPase-mediated signal transduction. The record is from RefSeq and is a predicted model, not a curated record. Gene Ontology annotation, molecular function: guanyl-nucleotide exchange factor activity.
UCGCGGCUGGAGCGCUGGAGUUACUCUCGAGCACUCAGCGGCUACAGUCAUGGCUGAGCGCCGCGCCUUUGCCCAGAAAAUCAGCAGGACUGUAGCGGCUGAGGUCAGGAAGCAGAUUGCUGGUCAGUACGGAGGCUCACCUCAACUUCUCAAAAACCUCAGUGUGGGUGGGAAUGCAACUAGCAAUGCUAUUCCUCUGACAGAGGCUGUAGAGCCAGUGGAUUUUGAAGAGUAUUUGAUCACGCACCCUCCCCUUAUAGAGUCAGGACCUCUGAGAGAUCUGAUCGAGUUUCCUCCAGAUGACAUUGAAGUGCUUUACACGCCAAGAGAGUGCCGAACUCUUGGCCAGGAUGUGCCUGAGGAGGGUGAGAAUGAUUCACACGUUAGAGACUGCACCCGGUCUUACACUGAGGACUGGGCCAUCGUUAACCGCAAGUACCACAAGUUGGGCACCGCAUUUAAUCCCAACACUUUGGAUAAGCAGAAAGAGAGGCAAAGAGGUUUACCCAAGCAAGUUUUUGAGUCUGACGAGUUGCCAGAUCACAGCAGCUAUCAAGAUGAUCAGGAUGAUCUGAAGCGAAGGUCCAUGUCAAUUGAUGACACUCCACGUGGCAGCUGGGCUUGCAGUAUAUUUGACCUGAAGAACUCUCAGCCUGAUGCUCUGCUGCCUCACCUUCUGGAUCGAGUACCCAACGAAGAAAUCGACCGCCACAAUGAGGACCAGCGCAAGUCAAACCGCCAUCGAGAGCUCUUCGCACUGCAUCCUGCUUUGGAUGAGGAUGAACCCAUCGAGCGCCACUGUGUGCCUGAUGUUCCAAAAGAACAUUUUGGUCAAAGGCUUCUUGUCAAGUGCUUGUCCUUGAAGUUUGAGAUAGAAAUUGAGCCAAUAUUUGCAAGUUUGGCCUUAUAUGAUAUCAAAGAAAAGAAAAGGAUAUCAGAGAACUUUUACUUCGAUUUGAACUCUGAGCAAACGAAGGCCAUGCUGCGACCGCACAUCCCAUCUGCUGCUAUCUCCACCCUGGCCCGCUCUGCUGUCUUUUCAAUCACCUACCCUUCUCAAGACGUCUUUCUUGUUAUCAAGCUUGAGAAGGUGCUUCAGCAGGGAGACAUUGGAGAGUGUGCAGAGCCUUACAUGGUCUUUAAAGAGUCAGAUGCUGCCAAAAAUAAGGAAAAGCUUGAGAAGCUACGCAGUCAGUCCGAACAGUUCUGUCAGCGACUAGGGCGUUAUCGGAUGCCCUUUGCCUGGACGGCCAUACACCUCAUGAAUAUAGUGAACAGUGCCGGCAGCCUAGAGAGAGACACAGAGCUGGAGAUGGGGCUGUCAGAACGGAAAGGCUCUUGGUCUGAACGGAGGAACUCUAGUAUUGUGGGACGUCGUUCGAUGGAGAGAACCACCAGCGGAGAUGAAUCAUGCAGUCUGACCAGCUUCAGACCAGCUACCCUGACAGUCACCAACUUCUUCAAACAGGAAGGAGAUCGACUAAGUGAUGAAGAUCUCUACAAGUUCCUAGCUGACAUGAGGCGCCCAUCCUCUGUGCUGCGUAGACUGAGGCCCAUUACAGCCCAGCUGAAGAUUGACAUCUCACCAGCCCCCGAGAACCCUCACUAUUGCCUGACACCUGAUCUGCUCCAAGUGAUGCCUUACCCAGAUAGUCGAGUGCGGCCAACCAAAGAGAUCCUGGAGUUCCCUGCCAGGGACAUUUAUGUGCCCAACACCACUUACAGGAACCUGCUGUAUGUGAACCCACAGAGCCUGAACUUUGCUAACCGUCAAGGCUCAGCUCGUAACAUUACAGUGAAAGUACAGUUCAUGAAUGGGGAAGAUCCUAGCAAUGCUAUGCCUGUAAUCUUUGGGAAAUCCAGUUGUGCAGAGUAUUCAAAGGAGGCGUACACUGCUGUAGUCUAUCAUAAUCGAUCGCCAGAUUUCCAUGAUGAAGUUAAAAUCAAGCUACCAGCCUCGCUGACCGACCAUCAUCACAUCCUUUUUACUUUCUAUCAUGUCAGCUGUCAACAGAAACAGAACACGCCACUGGAGACGCCUGUUGGAUACACGGUUCCCCUUCCUGGAAUGAAAUGGGUGGAUAACCACAGAGGGGUGUUUAAUGUAGAGGUUGUGACUGCAUCCACCAUCCACACACAGGACCAGUUUUUAGAUAAGUUCUUUGCACUGGUGCAUGCGCUGGAUGAGCAUAUGUUCCCUGUGAGGAUAGGAGACAUGCGCAUUAUGGAGAAUAAUCUGGAGGCUGAGCUGAAGUCUAGUAUAGCAGCUCUAAAUUCCUCUCAGCUGGAGCCUGUGGUGCGCUUCCUCCACCUACUGCUGGACAAACUGGUGUUGCUGAUGGUGCGGCCACCUGUCAUAGCCGGCCAGAUAGUGAAUCUUGGUCAGGCUUCUUUUGAAGUGAUGGCAUCCAUAGUGAACCGUCUACAUAAGUACUUGGACACUAGUCAAGAUAUGCAUGGGCGAAACAGCCUUCUCUCCUCAUAUAUCCACUAUGUCUUCCGCCUGCCCAACAUGGACCCCAACUCCCCCUCUCCAGGCCCAGGAGGAUUGGGCGGUUCAGUGCAUUAUGCCACCAUGGCCCGUUCUUCUGUUAGACCUGCAAGCCUCAACCUCAACCGCUCUCGUAGCCUUAGCAACAGCAACCCAGACAUCUCUGGCACUCCAACUUCCCCAGAUGAUGAAGUACGGUCCAUCAUUGGCAGCAAGGCCAUGGAGCGCAGUGGCAAUCGCAUGUCAUCGCACACUGAGAGCGCCAGUUUCUUGCAAACAUUAACAGGACGCUUGCCGACCAAAAAGCUCUUUCAUGAGGAGCUUGCCCUGCAGUGGGUGGUCAGCAGUGGCAGCGUGAGGGAGGGAGCCCUGCAACAGGCCUGGUUCUUCUUUGAGCUUAUGGUUAAGAGCAUCAUUCACCACUUAUACUUUACUGACCGCCUGCAGUUUCCCAGGAAGAACCGCUUCCCUGAGCGCUUCAUGGAUGACAUCACCGCUCUGGUUAGCACCAUUGCAGGUGACAUCAUCUCACGUUUCCAGAAGGAUCUUGAGUUGGUGGAAAGGCUCAACACCAGCUUGGCCUUCUUCCUCAAUGACCUCCUGUCAGUCAUGGAUAGAGGCUUUGUCUUCUCUCUCAUCAAAACCUACUGGAAACAGGUGUCCACCAAGCUCUAUGCACUACAGAACCCCACUCUAGAGUCUCUGAGACUAGACUUCUUGAGGAUCAUCUGUAGCCAUGAACACUACGUCACUCUAAACCUGCCCUUCAGUCUACUUACACCCCCAGCCUCCCCCUCUCCUUCGGUCUCCUCUGCCACAUCUCAGAGUUCUGGAUUCUCUACCCAUGUCCAGGACCAAAAGAUUGCCAACAUGUUUGAGCUGUCUGUGCCCUUCAGAGAGCAGCAUUACCUCGCUGGUCUGGUUCUGACAGAGCUGGCUGUAAUACUCGACCCUGAGGCUGACGGGUCAGUACCCUGGUGUGUUCUUUUUAACCUUUCUUUUACCAUCACAGAAUCCCAUAAUCAGUGGGGGCGUCCUGGUGGUCCAGGUACCGAGGAGCAGGAAGCUGAGGGCAACAGUAUGAUUAGCCAGACUGUUGCAAUGGCAAUUGCAGGGACCUCUGUGCCACAGAUGUCACGGCCUAGUAGUUUUCUGCUCAAUCCACAGGCCACCCGUCAGCAUGGCUCGUUCUCCGCUGAGUCCAGUCGUAGUCUGCUCAUCUGUCUGCUGUGGGUGCUGAAGAAUGCCGAUGAGAUGGUGCUUCAGAAAUGGUUCACUGACCUGUCUGUCUCGCAGCUCAAUCGCCUGUUGGACCUGCUCUACCUCUGUGCCUCCUGCUUUGAAUACAAGGGCAAAAAGGCAUUUGAACGUAUGAACAGUCUUUGUUCCACAGAGAGAAGUCCAUCAGGCAGUGCUUUUGGCAGCCAAGAAAACCUUCGCUGGAGAAAAGACAUGACCCAUUGGCGUCAGACCAGCGAAAAGAUGGACAAGACCAGGGCUGAGCUGGAGCAUGAAGCAAUUAUUGAUGGCAACCUGGCAACUGAAGCUAAUCUCAUCAUAUUGGAUACACUAGAAAUAAUAGUUCAGACCGUAUCAGUGACGGAGUCCAAAGAAAGCAUUCUGGGAGGGGUUCUGAAAGUCCUGCUACACAGCAUGGCAUGUAAUCAAAGUGCCCUGUAUUUGCAACACUGCUUCGCUACACAGAGAGCUCUCGUGUCAAAGUUUCCAGAGCUGCUGUUUGAGGAGGAGACAGAGCAGUGUGCUGACCUGUGCCUGCGGCUCCUGAGGAAUUGUAGCAGUAGCAUCAGCACCAUCAGAGCCCAUGCCAGCGCCUCCCUCUACCUCCUCAUGAGACAGAACUUUGAGAUCGGAAAUAACUUUGCACGAGUGAAAAUGCAGGUGACCAUGUCUCUUUCGUCUCUGGUGGGUACAUCCCAGAACUUCAAUGAGGAGUUUCUGCGGCGUUCACUCAAGACCAUCCUCACGUAUGCAGAAGAGGACCUAGAGCUCAGAGAAACCACCUUUUCUGAUCAGGUUCAAGAUCUGGUGUUUAACCUGCACAUGAUUCUUUCGGACACAGUAAAAAUGAAGGAACAUCAAGAAGAUCCAGAGAUGCUAAUUGAUCUGAUGUACAGGAUUGCUAAGGGCUACCAGACAUCCCCGGAUCUACGACUGACCUGGCUGCAAAAUAUGGCCGGGAAACACUCAGAGAGGACUAAUCAUGCAGAGGCAGCUCAAUGCUUGGUACACAGCGCCGCCCUGGUGGCUGAGUACCUCAGCAUGCUGGAGGACCGCAAGUACCUGCCUGUGGGCUGUGUCACCUUUCAGAACAUUUCCUCUAAUGUGCUGGAAGAAUCUGCUGUGUCGGAUGACGUGGUGUCACCAGACGAGGAGGGCAUCUGCUCUGGGAAGUACUUCACUGAGGCAGGCUUAGUUGGGUUGCUGGAACAGGCUGCAGCCUCCUUUUCUAUGGCUGGUAUGUACGAAGCAGUGAACGAAGUCUACAAGGUGCUCAUCCCUAUUCACGAGGCCAACAGGGAUGCCAAGAAAUUAGCCACUAUUCAUGGUAAACUUCAGGAAGCCUUUGGCAAAAUUGUACUCCAGAGCACAGGCUGGGAGCGGAUGUUUGGCACCUAUUUUAGAGUUGGAUUUUAUGGUUCUAAAUUGGGUGACUUGGAUGAGCAGGAGUUUGUCUACAAAGAGCCAGCCAUCACCAAGCUGGCAGAAAUCUCACAUCGGCUUGAGAGUUUCUAUGGUGAAAGGUUUGGUGAGGACCAAGUGGAAGUUAUUAAAGAUUCCAAUCCAGUUGACAAGUGUAAAUUGGACCCAAAUAAGGCCUUCAUUCAGAUCACGUACGUUGAACCAUAUUUUGACACUUAUGAAAUGAAGGACCGCAUCACGUACUUCGAUAAGAACUACAACCUGCGCCGCUUCGUCUACUGCACGCCGUUCACACUCGACGGAAGAGCUCAUGGUGACCUGCACGAACAGUUUAAACGAAAGACCAUUCUCACUACCUCCCACGCUUUCCCCUACAUCAAGACCCGCAUCAACAUCAUCCAUAAAGAGGAGAUAAUUUCCACGCCUAUUGAAGUAGCCAUUGAGGACAUGCAGAAGAAGACACAGGAGCUGGCUUUUGCCACUCAUCAAGACCCAUCCGAUGCCAAAAUGUUACAGAUGGUUCUGCAGGGGUCUGUUGGCACCACUGUUAACCAGGGCCCUCUUGAGGUGGCCCAGGUAUUUCUGUCUGAGAUCCCAAGUGAUCCUAAACUCUACAGGCACCAUAAUAAACUGCGACUGUGCUUCAAAGACUUCACCAAGAGAUGUGAAGAUGCCCUUCGCAAAAAUAAGAGUCUGAUUGGUCCAGACCAGAAAGAGUAUCAGAGAGAGCUGGAGAGGAACUACCACAGACUGAAAGAAGCUCUGCAGCCUCUCAUUAACAGGAAGAUCCCACAACUCUACAAACCUGUGUUACAGGUGAACUCACACAGAGACUCUUUUAGCAGAAUGAGCCUUCGCAAGCUAGACGUGUGAAGAUUGAAGAAAUAAAAAGAACAAAUGCAAUUUUAUUUAUUUGUAUAUAUCAGUCCUCCUCACAAUAUCAGUGUUUCUGCCAUAAAGUAAAAA